GUUCCCCAGGAGCUCUUCCGGAAGGUGGUGCCCUCUCAGUGCCUGGGCUCCACCUGGGGCAAGAGGAACAAGCCCAGCAAUGAGCACCUGGCACACACCGUCCGGGCCACCAUCGACCACUUCAGAAGGGUGGCCAGCCUCGUCGUCACCACCUGCCUCGGGGACCCGAGCAUGAUGGCCCAGGACAGGGAGUGCAAGAUCCUGAAGAACUUCUCCUCGCCCUGCACUGUCAUCUCUGUUCUGCAGAAAACAUCCAUAUGCCACCUGAAGAACACAUGGGGGAAGUUUCCUGGAGGGGCCUUCCACGUUUGCCCCCCGGAAAUCAACCCCCAGAGGGUGCAGGAGAAGGAGCAGCAGCAGCAGCAGCUACAGCCUGUCCUGCCUGCUGGAUCCCCAGAUCUAGUUGGCCAGCAGAAUAUUCAAGGCCAAGAAGAGCCGGCCAUCAUCAAGUUCAGGGCCCCCAGGCCCCAAUACCGAGCCCCAUACCAGUGGCCGAUCACAGCCUCAUCCUCAGUAGCCGGGACACAGCUGGGAAGCUUGCGAUGCACCGGGCCAGCUCCUCCCACCUGACAGGAAGGGGAGCAUUGUAAGCUGAUUCCUGGAGUCCCCUGAAG
This is a messenger RNA of Diceros bicornis minor, 614 nucleotides long. RefSeq names its product ral guanine nucleotide dissociation stimulator-like. The record is from RefSeq and is a predicted model, not a curated record. Lineage: Eukaryota; Metazoa; Chordata; Mammalia; Perissodactyla; Rhinocerotidae. The transcript has 5 exons. Bases 172 to 570 code for a protein of 132 amino acids. Gene Ontology annotation, biological process: small GTPase-mediated signal transduction. Gene Ontology annotation, molecular function: guanyl-nucleotide exchange factor activity.